AUGGGUCUCUCGCCUGGAUUUACUGUCCUAAUUAUUCUACCGGCCUUUCUGCUGCACACCAGCGGCCUUUACAUCGCCAGUAGCGUUGACUCCCUGCAGCAUGUCCUGGGGGAGUAUGGACUGGUGAGGCCGAUCAGUGUGGACGCAGAGGGCCGCUUCCUGUCACACGCCGUCUCGGCUAGCCGCAUGGCAGGAGGGCAGUCCCGUAGGCGCCGGAAGAGGGAGGUAGGAGUAGGCAAUGAUGAGUGGGAAGGACCAAAAGAAGAGCCUGUGGCCUUACAGGAAAGGCUUUACUACAACGUCACCAUCUUCGGCCGGGAAUUCCACCUGCGUCUGCGCCACAAUGCCAGGCUGGUGGCCCCCGGAGCCAAGAUGGAGUGGCAUGAUGACAGCGACAGCACCCGGCACUCUGAGCCACUGCACGAUGAAUGCUUGUACGUGGGGGACAUCAAAGACGCACCAGGAGCCUCUGUGGCUAUCAGCAACUGUGACGGCCUGGCUGGUAUGAUCAGGAUGGACCAAGAGGAGUUUUUCAUCGAGCCGGUGGAGAGGGGCGACGGAGUGGGAGAAGACGAGGAGGAGGGAGGAGGAGGAAGGACACAUGUCGUCUAUCGCUCCUCAGCCGUAAAGAAAGCGCCCAUCAGCAGCCCGGCGGCAGAGUACCACACCAGAGGUGCUGAUAUCGGCGGUCUGAUGGACCUGGAGUCGCUGUACCGCGGCGUGGAGCAGAGUAUCAACAACACGCGAGCGGGGCGAAUGCGCAGACAGAGCCUGGACAGGGCCUACAACAUCGAGGUGCUGCUGGGCGUCGACGACUCGGUGGUCCAGUUUCACGGGAAGGAGCAUGUCCAAAAGUACCUGCUCACACUCAUGAACAUUGUGAAUGAGAUCUACCAUGACCAGUCUUUGGGAGCAAAGAUCAAUGUGGUGCUGGUGAGGAUUAUCAUGCUGGGCUACGGCAAGUCCAUGAGUCUGAUUGAACUGGGGAACCCGUCUCAGAGUCUGGAGAAUGUCUGUCGCUGGGCCUUCCUGCAGCAGAAGCAGGACACAGGGGACGCGGAGUAUCACGAUCACGCCAUCUUCCUUACACGCCAGGAAUUUGGCCCCACGGGAAUGCAGGGUUACGCCCCGGUGACGGGCAUGUGCCAUCCGGUAAGGAGCUGCACUUUGAACCACGAGGACGGUUUCUCCUCUGCCUUUGUGGUGGCACACGAGACCGGACAUGUGCUGGGGAUGGAGCACGAUGGCCAGGGGAACCGCUGUGGAGACGAGGUGCACAUGGGCAGCAUCAUGGCUCCCCUGGUGCAAGCUGCCUUCCACCGUUUCCACUGGUCCAGAUGUAGCAUGCAAGAGCUGGGACGCUACCUUCAUUCCUAUGACUGUCUCCGUGACGACCCCUUUGACCACAACUGGCCGUCUCUGCCUCAGCUUCCUGGUUUGCACUACUCCAUGAAUGAACAGUGUCGCUUUGACUUUGGGGUGGGCUACACGAUGUGCACCGCGCUACAAAAGGCGGGCCAGUCAGGAACGCAGUAUAGCUCAUUUGACCCAUGCAAGCAGCUGUGGUGUAGCCACCCAGACAAUCCCUUCUUCUGCAAGACCAAGAAAGGACCGCCCAUUGAUGGCACCAUGUGUGGGAAUGGGAAGCACUGCUUUAAAGGUCGCUGCAUGUGGUUGACACCUGACAUCAUAAAGCAAGAUGGAACCUGGGGUAUAUGGAGUGAGUUUGGCCAGUGCUCCCGCACCUGUGGUGGAGGGGUACACUUUCGCACACGCGAGUGUGACAAUCCUAGGCCAGCCAAUGGGGGCCGUACCUGCAUGGGGGCGACUCACCAGUUCCAGAUGUGCAACACCAACGAGUGUGAGGAUAUCUACAGUGACCCGCGAGAGGACCAAUGCCACGCUUGGGACCCCCGCUUUGAAAUCCACAGCAACAAGCAACAAUGGCUGCCUUAUGAGCAUACAGACCCUAACAAACGUUGCCACCUGCAUUGCCAAUCCAAGGAGACACGAGACGUGGUCUUCAUGCAGAGAAUGGUCCUGGACGGCACACGCUGCUCAUACAAGGACCCCCACAGUGUGUGUGUGCGUGGGGAGUGUGAGAAAGUGGGCUGUGACGGUGUGGUUGGCUCCUCAAAGCAGGAGGACAAGUGUGGAGUGUGUGGAGGAGACAGCUCCAGCUGCAAAACCUUCAAAGACACCAUCACACGUACUGCCAAGAAACAAGGUUUCCUCAAAGUUCUUGAAAUCCCCAGAGGAGCGAGACACUUACUGAUCCAUGAGCUGAAAGCAACCUCACACACUUUAGCUGUAAAGAACGUGGCAUCAGGACUGUUCUUCUUGAACGGGGAAAACGAUUACCCAGAAACCCACUCCGUGAUAGAAAAGGGCGUGGAGUGGGAAUAUGAGAACGACAACGACAAGGAGACACUCCAGACCACUGGUCCUCUCAGACAUGGAAUUCUGAUCAUGAUGAAAUUACAUGGAGAUGAGGAUGUGAAUUUGUCUUAUAAGUACAUGAUGAACAUGGACAGUGACUCCGCCAUUCAGAACAACAUGCUGGUGGAGGACAGUGCCUAUGAGUGGGCUCCAAAGAGAUGGUCCUACUGCUCCAAGCCCUGCGGCGGAGGGAGACAGUACCUGCGAUACGGAUGCAGAAGAAAAGUUGACAGUAAGAUGGUCCACAAGAGCUUCUGCAACAAAUCCAACAUGAAACCUAGAGGAGACACCAGAGACUGCAACCAGAAGCCCUGCCCCCCACCCAUUUGGGUGACAGGGGAGUGGCAGAACUGCAGCAAACCAUGUGGAAAGACAGGGAUGCACAUCCGCUCGGUCAGCUGUGUCCAGCCGUCAGACGACAACACCACGCGCUCUAUCCACAAUAAACACUGCAACGAUGACCGGCCCGAGACUCGCAGGUCCUGCAACCGACACCCCUGCCCGACCCAGUGGAGGGUCGGACCGUGGUCGCAGUGCUCAGUGUCAUGUGGUAACGGCACCCAGCAGAGGCAGGCUCUGUGCCACACCAGGGACAACACCAUCGGUCUGUGUCUGGACAGUAAGCCAGACACCAUCAGAGUCUGUCGCCUGGAUCCAUGUCCCAAGGGCUCUUCCGACCUCAACAAGAACGGCAACAUCCUGAUCCAGUGGCUGUCUCGCCCCAACCCCAACUUCCCAAAGAUCUCCUCACGCCAGCGUUGUCAUGGAGACCGCUCUGUUUUCUGUCGUAUGGAAGCGUUGAAGCGCUACUGCUCUCUACCGGAGUACCAGCGCAUGUGCUGCAAGUCCUGCAGCAUUGUCACCAUUACAGAGCCUCCACCCAACUCCUCAUCCACAUCCAUCCCGCCCAGUGCUUCUCCACCCACUCUCAGCUUAGACUUCAACACCAUCCAAUCCACCAAAGCUGCCAUCACCACCAUUUCAGCUUCUAACAUCAAUCCCUGGACCACCACCCAUCCUCCUACCUCUACCACUUCGGUUCCUCAUUCCACCCUUUCCCCACUUAGUGCUACACAAAUGAUCACCACUCAUCCUCCAGCAGCCACCAGUGCUACUGUCCUCCCCACUACAUUUUCCACGGCAACGACCUCAGUUAUCGCAACUUCUCCCAGUAUUACUGAUCAUCCCUUACCUCUGCCUGUCCCAGAUAUAGACGUGGACACAGACCCACAAUCACAGAGCACAACAAAUAGUCCAACAACGUCUGUUAUAACUGCCAUACACCUUCCAGCAACAACCAGUCCAACGAUGACUGAUCCAACAGAAAGCAGUACAAAAACAGACGCCCCAGUAAAAUCCAAGCCCAAAAAGAUUCCGCCAAAGAAAAAACCCAAAAAGGUGAUUCCACCAAAGGUCAAUCCAAAAAAGAAUACUGCACUAAAAAAUACUACAAGAAAAGAUGUUCCACCAAAGAUCAAUGCCAAAAAGGAAACAAGUGAUAUUUCAAAAAAGAAGUCCCCAUGGAACAGCAAUCCCCCCAAAAAUAGAACAGAAAAGACCACUCCAAAAAAGACUUCUCCACCAAACACUACUCCUAAAAAGACUCCCCCUGUAAAGACCACUCCCAAAAAGACUUCUCCACCAAACACUACUCCUAAAAAGACUCCCCAUGUAAAGACCACUCCCAAAAAGACUUCUCCACCAAACACUACUCCUAAAAAGACUCCCCAUGUAAAGACCACUCCCAAAAAGACUUCUCCACCAAACACUACUCCUAAAAAGACUCCCCCUGUAAAGACCACUCCCAAAAAGACUUCUCCACCAAACACUACUCCUAAAAAGACUCCCCCUGUAAAGACCACUCUCAAAAAGACUCCAGUAAAAAAGAAACCCACCCUUAAAAAGGAGGCUUCUCCAAAGGCCAAUCCCAAAAAGAACAUUCAGCCAAAGACAAAAGUUACAAAGAAAAAACAAACACAGACAAAUCCUCAAAAGACCCCAAAACUAGGUCCCAAAAAUGCCAAACAAUUUCAGGCCAAGAGUAACCCAAAAAAGACAACACUUAAAACAAUGCCUUCAUAUUAUACCACAACCCCCACUCCAUAUACAAGUCCAGAAAAACUGAGGGAGUACUUUUCUUCCACUAUCUCAUCCAGCACUAGUGUAUAUGCAACCGCUGCAGGCAUACCUUUGCCUGAAUCCAGGAUCAAUGUUACUUACAUCAAUAACAAAACAGCAAAUAUAGAUGAAACUCCACUGUGGUAUCAUAAUACUUCAACAACAACACCCAGCACUUUUGGUGACUUCAUAACACCGACUGGAACCACUCAUUUUGAAGAACUCAACAUUCCUAGUGGAACCAUACCCUAUAGUGAUGCCACAAUAACCAACAGCGAUGAUGUCACAGUAACCAGCGGAACCAUUCUCAGUGACGAUGACGUCACAAUGUCCUACAGCAACGGGGGAGUGGUUAGUGACACCAUGGUGCUAGAUGACAGCCUCACAAUGGUGAUCCCAACUAUCAAUAGUGAAGAUAUGACGGACCUCGCUUCCUCACCCUGGCUAGACCUCUCUGAGUAUAUCCCUGUGACCAUCCCUGUUCCCACGACAACCUUAGACCCUGCCACAGCCUCACCUCCCACCACCAUUACCCUGACAACAGAAAAAACAACAAUGGCAACCGUCACCAGAUCUCAGCUAAGACCAGAGGAGAACAGUGAGAACAACUCCAUUGACAUCAUAUACAACAGGAUCAUCGGCGUAGACAAUGACAUCUCCCUGAACAAUCUGAUCCCAAAGCGUCGGGUCAACCUCAGAGAGAGAACCAAGAACAAACGCAUUCAGGAGCUUCUGGAGGAGAAGAGGAACUUUCUCCUCCGGAUGAAGAGAGGCCAUGCAGCACGAUAGACCAAGCCUUCUCAUUUCUCUUAUAGAGAUGAACAUUUUCUUUACAGACUUUUUAUACUCUCUGAUAUGCCAUGAUGCU
This is a messenger RNA of Anoplopoma fimbria (sablefish), 5425 nucleotides long. RefSeq names its product A disintegrin and metalloproteinase with thrombospondin motifs 2-like. Gene Ontology annotation, cellular component: extracellular matrix. Lineage: Eukaryota; Metazoa; Chordata; Actinopteri; Perciformes; Anoplopomatidae. The transcript has 24 exons. Gene Ontology annotation, molecular function: metalloendopeptidase activity. Gene Ontology annotation, biological process: proteolysis; extracellular matrix organization. Bases 1 to 5346 code for a protein of 1781 amino acids. The record is from RefSeq and is a predicted model, not a curated record.